AUGACCGAGACGGUCAGAUUACACAUCACUCCAUUCACCCCCGAGAUUCUCCCGGCCGUCAUACCACCCUCCCUCCGCGAGACCGCGACCGAUAUCUCGUUCCACGCGAUCCCCACGUUCCCCGAGAACAACUACGGCUACGUGACAUUGCCCAAAAUGGACGCUGAGAAAAUCAAGAAAAAACUUAACGGCUCUAUUCUCAAGGGUCGCAAAUUCAAAAUUGAGGCAGCGCGACCAUCGAAACGAGACCGAGAGGACGAGAAUGCUGAUGCACCCGAUGCGUCGGAGGACGGGGCAAAGAAGGACAAGAAAAAGUCCAAGAAGCGAAAAGCAGAUGACCCGGAAGAAGGUGUCCUAGAGGGAUACGAGCUGCCCUCUGAUCGGAAGGUCAAGCGAGGUUGGACGGAACCCUCGAAGAAAGAUCGUCGACGGGCCGAGAAGAAGAAGAACAAGGGUGAAAAGACGGCCAAGCCACAGCCCAAGUCCAAGUACACUGAAAAGGAGGAAUGUCUGUUCCGGACCAAGAUUCCGUCUAAUCGCAAAUCUCUCGAGGCAGUGGACGAAAAGAAGGCUAAGAAGGCCAAGAAGGGCAGCGAGAAUGUUGUGCACGAAUUCGCUCGAGCGACCACUUUCCCUACCUUCCUCCGCACUGCAGACGAGGGUGUUGCGCCCACGGCAGAAUAUGAGGAUGAAAAGGGAUGGGUGGAUGCCUCUGGAAAAGUCAAAGAACCCGCCAGUGAAAAGAGGCGGACACAUGACCACCACCCCGGACAAAUGCCUGGGGCUAAAGUGAAAAAAUCCGAGGUCCAGAAGUUACUUGUAAAAAAGAAGAGCCCCGAACCGUCCAUUGAAUCGGAAGAUUACACCUCAUCAAGCGGCUCCUCAUCUGACGAAAGCUCUGACUCUGAAAGCGAAGUCGACGAGUCAACGGAUGAGUCCUCGAACGAAGAAACCGAGGACAAUGCACCAAGCCUCGAAAAGCAACCGGCCGAGCCUGUGUCCGCCGUUGAAACUACCACGGAGCGCUCCAGCUCCGACUCAAGUUCGGAAUCCGAUUCGAAAUCCGAUUCAGAGAUGGUGGAUCAACCCGUUCAAAAGACCAACACUCAAGGGACUGAACCUGCUGAGGUUCAGUCGGAAAAUUCCGAGCCUCAACCCGUACAGGAGAUCCAUCCCUUAGAAGCACUUUUCAAGAAACAACCUCCCACAGCAUCCGACGAGCAAGCCGAACCCGCGCCUGCGACUGGGUUUAGCUUCUUCGGCGGCGAUGACAUUGAGUCUGAAGAGGAGACGCAACCCGGCGAGCCCCAAACCCCCUUUACGCCCUUCACCAAGAAGGACCUCCAAUUCAGAGGUCUACGAAGCGCGGCGCCCACGCCCGAUACCGCUGCAGUGAAUCGACGCAUGAACUGGACAGAGUCUGGUCAACUGAACGAUGAAGAUGAGGAACCUCUUAUCGACACCCCGGUCUCCAAAAUCAGGGAGAAAGAGGGGCCUAAGGCAGAGACUGAAUUCGCUAAAUGGUUCUGGGAAAACCGCGGUGAGAACAACCGUGCUUGGAAAAAGCGACGACGUGACGCCGCCAAGGAACAGAGACAGAGAGAGAACCGGAGGAAGGGCAUGAAGGGCAACACAAUUAUCCCCCUCGAUGCGUCGAAAUCCAGCUCCGGCGACGGCGACCACAAGGACGCUUUACGCCUUUACGAACGUACCUUCAAUCCUAGCCUCGACCCCCAACUAGAACUUGCCGACAAGGAGAUCUUCCAGCCAGACGAAUCGGAUGAAAUCACAAACCCUGAAGAAACUGUCUCCGAUGUGCUGGUCGCUCGCGCGCAGACAUACCGCGCCUUGACCUGCAAUGAUUGUAAUCGCAAGUUCUGUCUGGACUACAAGUUGCCGAUUUGCAAAGAUGCGAAAGAGGAGGAUGUUUUUACCAUGUGCUUCCAGCGCGACUCGCGAAAAGACCAGGCGGUGGUAUUUAUUUUUAUUUUCGCCACUGGUGGCUUGUUAUUAUGGGCUUUAGUGAAGCCUUGGGUUGAGCGGUACAUCGAGGCUGCUCGAGAACGCCGGUCCUAUAUGCCUGUUGGUGAAUCCGAGGGGUCGUGA
Messenger RNA from Penicillium oxalicum, 2106 nucleotides. RefSeq lists its product as uncharacterized. NCBI's taxonomy places the organism in Eukaryota, Fungi, Ascomycota, Eurotiomycetes, Eurotiales, Aspergillaceae. The record is from RefSeq and is a predicted model, not a curated record. The transcript has 4 exons. Bases 1 to 2106 code for a protein of 701 amino acids.